UUGUUCCAAUGAGCUCGGAUAGGAUCCACAGCCUCUCGGAAAGAGCACUCGAUUACCCCGGCAGCUGCUCUUGAAAUCCACACUAACCGAUGCACUAACCGGAUGCCACAGGAAACGGAACACUCCGCGGAAACGUUGCACGUUGUUCGACGUUAGAACUGGUACUGAUUGUCCAGCGCCAGCUGUUCAGCAUAUUUUAUAAUGCGAUUCCCUGACCGAUUCUGCCAGUCAUAAAAGAUUGGCUGGCGUUCUGCUUCGGGACCUGCCUGCCUCGCGUGCUUGAUAAGAAAGAUUCUCGCUGUCGCGGAGUCAAAAUAAGCUACCGGCGGGGCAUCCUCCCGCUGGCCGUGUUCUACCGCGACCUGCGGUCCAUUCCCCCUUUGUUCAAACGCCUUCGAUUUCAUUCUUAUCGAAAUCAUACGCUUGACCUCACUAGAACCGGCGUUCGAUCUGGCUGCCAUUCAGUGAACGAAACGCUGGAAAUAUAUGGCGCAAUACCAUUCACAUCUCUUGCCAUCGCCCUCCAAAUGAUAAGGGAUCUUUGCGCACAAAUGCUGUAACAACGGCGUCCGUUUGGUUGGAAGAAACACGCGACCACGAACUCGCCUUUGAAAUGCUAAUCUCCCGGUGGUCUGUGUCACGCAUCUCCCGCCGAUAUCGUCGAGUCUCCAUGGAAACGCCGGAAGUACCCAGGAAUAACUUUUUACGCGCAACUCAAAAAUAGCAUCUAGUUACGCUAGAUGACUACUGCAAGUCGCUAAAAAUACCGGAACGAGAAAAGCUAAAAUCGUUUCCUUUUAACGGCAGCUUCAAAACUUGUUUACAUUCGCGUCGUGACAGUUGUGUCGUGCAUCUCGCUCUCUUCAUCUCGUCUCUCGCUCGCUAACCAGGUGGAAUCAGGAGGUGGGGGGUGUAUCAGAAUUUCUAGUGCGUGUCACCUAGAAUGUUCGUGCUUUCGUCGUAAAUCGUAAAUCGCGCGCGCUCUCCACCGGAAGAGAAACUAGUGCUCCGUGCACUUGGAGUCUGGAAUCCUCCCAACUAUGGAUCAUCAGCACCACCAUCAAACUCGCGAACAUUCGAUAAGACGCCUGCAGUAGUGGAAUAGUGAACGUGUGAGGUGCCAGCAAGGCCACAGAAUCAAGGGUGAGCGGGCCGGCCGCAAUUCGCUUCACGUGCUGCAGUAGUAUGACUCAAUCGCUCAAGGACACGAUGAAAUCGGGUGGCAUAUAUUUUCUCGUGAUUUGUGCAUUCCUGUUCACCGCGUUCUACAACGUCGCCUCUGACGUGGACGUGAAUCGGCCUGCGGUAAUCGUGGCAGCAGCUGCUGCAACUCCGAAGCCGAUCGAUUCGAAUACAACGACAACGACCACAAAUGGAACCACAACAACAGCUGCUGGCGCUACCGCUAGUCUCUCAUCUUCCUCCGCCAACGUACCGGUCCCCGGAAAUGGGUCCUCUCUGCCAGCUGCGGCAGCUACAGCGCCAACCGGGGUAACGAUAACAUCAAGUACGGGGCUUGGUAACGUGACAACGACCGUGAAUAGCAGCACGACGACGGCAUCGGUUACUAUGUCACCAGAGAAGAGUGCCGUCGAACAGGAGCACUACAGCUCGAUGUCGAUCUUCUUCGUGCUGUGCGUGAUCGCACUCGGCAUUCUGUUGAUUCAUAUGAUGCUGCAGACCGGAUUCCAGUAUCUACCUGAAAGCAUCGUGGUGGUGUUCCUCGGUGCCCUGAUCGGGCUUAUCCUGAACGUCUCGUCCGUCAAGCACAUCGCCAACUGGGAACGAGAGGAAGUGUUCUCACCGACCGCCUUCUUCCUCGUCCUGCUGCCACCGAUCAUCUUCGAGUCGGGCUACAAUCUGCACAAAGGAAACUUUUUCCAAAACAUCGGCUCCAUUCUGGUGUUUGCCAUCAUUGGCACCACCAUCUCGGCGCUGGUCAUCGGGUCGGGCGUUUAUCUGCUUGGGCUGGCCGAGGUAGCCUAUCGCUUGAACUUUGUCGAAUCGUUCGCUUUCGGUUCGCUCAUUUCAGCGGUCGAUCCGGUGGCCACGGUCGCUAUCUUCCACGCGCUCGAUGUUGAUCCCGUACUGAACAUGUUGGUGUUUGGAGAAUCCAUUCUCAACGAUGCCAUCUCCAUCGUACUCACGACGACGGUUAUGCCGAUGGUUUCGGACCCGGGAACGAACACCGGACAAUCUAUCUUUUCCGCUCUCAACACCUUUUGCGCGAUGUUCUUCGCCUCGGCCGGCAUUGGGGUCGUGUUUGCGCUGAUGAGUGCGCUUCUGCUGAAACACAUCGAUCUACGGAAGCAUCCUUCGCUCGAGUUCGGAUUGAUGCUGGUGUUUACCUACGCACCGUACGUGUUGGCUGAGGGCAUUCAUCUAUCCGGCAUCAUGGCGAUCCUGUUCUGUGGCAUCGUGAUGUCACACUAUACGCAUUUCAACCUUUCGACCGUUACGCAAAUCACGAUGCAACAGACGAUGCGAACGCUUGCCUUCAUCGCUGAAACUUGCGUCUUUGCUUACCUCGGGCUGGCCAUCUUUUCGUUCAAGCAUCGCUGCGAGCUAUCCUUCGUGAUCUGGGCGAUCGUGCUGUGUCUGCUGGGUCGCGCCUGUAACAUCUUUCCGCUGGCCUGGUUGGUCAAUCGAUUCCGCGAGCACAAAAUUACCAAUCGCAUGGCGUUCAUUAUGUGGUUCUCAGGCCUCCGGGGCGCUAUCUCGUACGCACUGUCGCUGCACAUGCAGUUCUCGACCGAGGAGUCACGGCAUGUCGUAAUCACCACGACGCUAAUCAUCGUACUCUUCACUACACUGUUCUUCGGAGGCUCGACCAUGCCCCUCAUGAAGUACCUGCAGGGUGGCAAAAAGGUGAAGCGAGCCUCUCGAGCUGGUCGCGCUGGUCGCAAACGCAAGGAGAAGGCCCUAUCGCUCAGUAAAACACGCGAAUGGGGCCAAGCCAUCGAUUCGGAGCAUCUGUCCGAGUUGACCGAAGAGGAGGAGGUCAGCUUUACACAAGCCCGCAUUGGAGGAUUUGCCCGGUGGGAUCGCAAGUUCUUCACUCCCUUCUUUACGCGCCGUUUCACGCACCAGGAACUGCAUGAUUGUAAGAGCCAAAUGGCUGACCUCACCAACAAAUGGUACCAAGCGAUCAGGAUAUCGCCUGAUGAACCGGAGGAAGAGGAAGAUGAUGACGGAGAUGCUGAUGCGGUAUCGGAACGAUCCACCACGAACAUCGUGUUUCCCAGUUCGUCCGAUCGGGGUCGAAAAUCCUGAUGCAAGGAGGUGCCCGGUCACGGCCCGAUACGCUCGCUCCCGGUAGCCACGUCGCCGACAUCGACCUUGGCCGAACCAGCGACGAGCCCCGACGGUACCGUCGCGAGACUGUACGAUACGUCGCCACUGCGCACAGUUGAUUUCCUCUAAAGGAACCUUCAACAAGGAACGGGUAUUUGGGUGCCACACAAGUAGUUAACACAAGGAUAUACGUAAUUUAGUCGUCCUCCUGGAGCUGUGGAGUGCGCUGUGUUUUGUCCAAGUAAGAGCAGUGAGUGGGUGAAGGGUUCAGUACACAGGGAUUGGAUCAGUACACGGUUGGACGGUUUUUAGCUAAGGUUUUUACCCAGAACUAUUCGUUUCAAAUUCCUCGUAUGGUAAACUUUCUAUUCUCAAUGGUGAUAAUUCGCUAGUCAAUGUAGUCAAACGAAAGCGUGGCCGUGGAAUCGGGUUACUGUGGCACUCCAGUGCAUAUAGGAUUAAGCCAGGUGGUAUGAAGUAGGGAACCGUGGUACACGUGCAGCGUAUGACUAAUGCCAAUAGUAUUGAUCUACUAUGCCAUUCCUCAUGGUUGUUUUGAAAACAAGAUUUACGGCUUGAUCGAACGAUCAGCGGGGGGCCAUUGUGAUGGAAUCGAACGCUGGCAAAAUAACAAUAGGAAAAACCCAUAAGCCGUGGCCACACGGAGCGAAAAUUUGCGCGCAAAUUUACAAAUUAAUGCCAAAUCGUUUACGCUUCGAUAUGUUUACGUGGCCGGGUUGAGGAAAUUAAAAUCGUUUUUUUGAAGAAAAGGAUUGAAUACACUAGCAAUGAUCACUCACUGUCGAUGUAAACCACAAAAAGAACAUAUUGUGAGCCCUACCGUUUGCAAACAGCUUUUACUCUAGGUUUUACGCUCCACGGACCUAUAAUCGUUUGACAGCAUGUAAACGGCAAGCGUAAAUGUUUUGGCAUUAAUUUUUUCGUUUGCGCUAGAGUUUUCGCCCCGUGUGGCCACGGCUAUAUGGUGGCAUUCGCCACACAAGUUAAACGCCAAACAAAAAACAAAAAUAAUUACACAUUAAUCAUCUCUCGAUCCGAUAAUUAAAUCAUCCGUUAUCAGCAUCUGGGGAGUUGCUUCUAUCGAUGUAACUAAACAGCGAGGAUUCACCGCGCUCGCAUAAUAUUAUUUUGUUCGUGUCCUACGCCCAGUUAUUAUAGUAUUGGUCGCUAAAUUCAAUCUCGCGCUCCAUGCAGUACGUUUAUCGCUCUAAGCUAUCAGUACAAUAAACACAAGUCCUCUUUCGCA
Messenger RNA from Anopheles darlingi, 4561 nucleotides. It is a transcript of the gene Nhe1, whose product is annotated as sodium/hydrogen exchanger 8. Bases 1186 to 3273 code for a protein of 695 amino acids. Gene Ontology annotation, biological process: regulation of pH; proton transmembrane transport; sodium ion transport. The transcript has 3 exons. The record is from RefSeq and is a predicted model, not a curated record. Gene Ontology annotation, molecular function: sodium:proton antiporter activity. Gene Ontology annotation, cellular component: membrane; Golgi apparatus. NCBI's taxonomy places the organism in Eukaryota, Metazoa, Arthropoda, Insecta, Diptera, Culicidae.